This is a messenger RNA of Sphaerulina musiva SO2202, 2569 nucleotides long. RefSeq names its product glycoside hydrolase family 92 protein. Gene Ontology annotation, cellular component: nucleus; cytosol. NCBI's taxonomy places the organism in Eukaryota, Fungi, Ascomycota, Dothideomycetes, Mycosphaerellales, Mycosphaerellaceae. The record is from RefSeq and is a predicted model, not a curated record. The coding region runs from base 85 to 2523 and encodes 812 amino acids. The transcript is spliced from 2 exons. Gene Ontology annotation, biological process: glycoprotein catabolic process; protein deglycosylation; protein quality control for misfolded or incompletely synthesized proteins. Gene Ontology annotation, molecular function: carbohydrate binding; peptide-N4-(N-acetyl-beta-glucosaminyl)asparagine amidase activity.
ACACUGCAGCAGCUGGUGUGAUGGUCCUCCGACGACCAGGCCCAUUCGACGUGUCACUUCGAUCUCGUUCGAACUGCUAAUGCAAUGAUAGCAAGCAUGGCAGGCAUACAGUUUUGGAUGCUAUUGCUCUUUCGCCACGCAUGGGCUCAACACGACUAUGCUCAGUACGUCAAUCCAUUCAUCGGAGGCGAAGGCCCUACGCCUGGCCUGGCAGCUGGUGGAGGGGAUAUAUUCGUCGGCGGAGCUAUGCCAUUUGGUAUGGCAAAAGUCGGGAUCGAUACGUACGAACUGAACCUGACGACCCAAACGAUCAAUGGCGGUUGGACUUCGCAAGGUUUAGUGACCGGAGUCAGCAUGAUGCACGAGAGUGGAACAGGCGGCGCUCCGAAGUACGGUAUCAUCUCACAGAUGCCGUUGACGACUCUGGAUGCACCGGUCAAUAUUCUCGACAACACCACCUACUGGCAGCAACGGACUGUUGUCAACGACACGGCAAGUGUGGGCUACUACUCCACGCAGCUGGAGAAUGGAGUCACACUUGAAUUGGCAGGCGCCCGGCAUAGUGGAAUCAUCUCUUACGACUUUCCAGCUGGCGAAAAAUACAUUCUUGUGGAUCUGUCGCACUUCUUGCCCGAUACGGGUGGCUCCAUUACUGCACAGUACUAUGCAGGAGGUUCAAUCACGAUACAGAACGGUGGCAAGCAGUAUGUGGGCUGGGGAUCGUACGGUGGUGGUUUCAGCAACAGUGCUCCAGCAACUACUUACUUUUGUGGCGAAUUCGAGCAGCCUCCGGAGGAGGCACACACGUUUCGUGGCCGGAAUACUGCACCUGUGCAGCGCCAACAUGUUCUGUCAGAUGAGCCAAUUCCACAUCCAACGUUUAGGGGUCGCGACACAGAGGAGAGCGGUCCUUUGAGUGACCGUGUAGGGGCAGUCUUUGUGUGGCCGAGGGGAGGUGCAUGCACCGUCAAGUCUCGCAUUGGAAUAUCUUUUAUAUCUACUGAAAAAGCAUGCUUCAACAUGAAUGAAGAAAUCGCUUCCUGGGACUUGAAUGUUACCGUCGCCGCAGCGGUGGAGGAGUGGAAUCGAGAUGUUUUCAGCAAGAUCCAAGUGCCGGUCGACGAUGCGCAGAAUCGGACUGAUCUGAUUCUACUCUACUCGCACAUGUACUUCACACAUCUGAUGCCGUCCGACCGUCGUGGAGAGAAUCCAUUGUCGGAUGCAGAAGAUGCCUGGGACGACUACUACUGCGCUUGGGACAUCUUCCGGUGCACCACGUCGUUGUACCAUAUUCUGCAACCGGAGUAUUACCAAAGCAUGAUUCGUGGGCUCAUCGAUAUCUGGAAGUAUGACGGGUAUAUGCCGGAUGGACGAAGUGGAAACUACAAUGGUCUGGUGCAAGGUGGUAGCGAUGCCGACAACAUCCUAGCUGAUGCCUACGUCAAGAAUCUGCCCAAUAUCAACUGGACCGAGGGCUACCAAGCCAUGGUGAAAGAUGCGGAAGUCGUGCCAUACAACGCGUUCUCGUAUGUCGACCAGAGCGCGGGUAUUCAACAGGGUCGUGGUGCCCUGAAGGAUUGGCUCGAGCUCGGAUACGUCUCGCUCGAUCGCAGUACGCGUUGCAUUUCGAGGACCGUCGAAUAUGCGCUCAACGACUUCAGCCUGUUCCAGGUCGCCAAAGGAGUGGCACCACAAGACGUAGAGAAGUAUCUCAACCGAAGCGCGAACUGGCAGUCGAUCUGGGCCCACGACCACACACACAAGAGCUUCACCGGCUUUCUCGCGCCUCGACUGAGCAAUGGCGAAUUCAAUCUCACCGACUACAAUCCCGCACAAUGUGGUAGAUGCAAUUGGAACGCAAUCACCUACGAAGCCACCCCCUUCGAAUACGCCUUCACCAUCCCACACGACAUGCAAACGCUCAUCGAAUUCAUGGGCGGUGCAACCGAAUUCGAGCGUCGACUCGACUACAUCUUCCUCCCCAACACAUCGGAGCAGAACCUCGGAGACAACGGCGCCGGCAUCAACACGCUCAUGAACAUUGGCAACGAACCCGACUUUGCCACGCCUUACGAGUACAACUACAUCAACAAACAAGCCAAAAGCGUGCAAAAAUCACGCAUGCUGAGCAACCAAUUCUUCAAAAACGCCCUCUACGGCGUCCCCGGAAACUCGGACGCCGGCGCGCUGAAUUCCUGGAUGAUUUGGCAAAUGAUGGGCAUGUACCCCGUCGUCACCCAACCCAUUUAUCUCCUCUCCAGCCCGUGGUUCCACGAUAUGAAUGUCACGGUGAAUGGGAAUGCGACGUUGCGCAUCACGGCGAAUGGCUUGGAUAAUCAGAAAAGCUAUUAUGUGCGCAGUGUGGAAAUUAAUGGGAAGUUGUGGGACAGGAAUUGGUUCGAGCAUGAUGAGGUGAUGGUCACGGGCGGGAGGAUUCAUUUCGAAAUGGGUGGUGAAAUGGUGUUUUGGGAGACGGGGGAUGUUCCGCCUAGUCCGGGACAUUAUAUGAAGCCGCGGCCGUGAGGCUAUAGGUAGUUGUGGUAGGGAUGAUGAUGAUGUGGUAUAGGAU